Molecule: messenger RNA, 8356 nt
Organism: Rhopilema esculentum
Lineage: Eukaryota; Metazoa; Cnidaria; Scyphozoa; Rhizostomeae; Rhizostomatidae
Source: RefSeq, a predicted model, not a curated record
UAAUCUAGAGAGAUACAGAUACGAGAUACUAAUACUUUCGCAUGAAGAACCUACCGUUUUUAUGUUUUAGUCAAGAAUUUUGAAAUUUCAGUAGGGCAUCUGUCAGUUUUGGUCACUGUUUUUUAUUUACAAAGGGGUUGAAAUGAGUUCAAUGGAAAACCAAAUAAAAUCGAAAGUUUCAAAUAUGAGCAAUUGGAGGUCCAAAAUGCCAUUGGGCGAUAUUUAUGCACCUAGACGGAGAUUGGUUUUUAAGGAUCAAUCGAACCAUGUAAAAGUUUGAACCUAGCCUGUACUCUGAGCUCAACCAUGACAUCUUCAGCUUUAGAGAAGUCACCCGCCAUGACAUAGCGUCUUGUACAAAGAAAAUCCAGCAAAUAUUCUAGCAAACUAUGACAGAGACAAGACACUAAAUUAAAACUGGGAAAAAUAUACGAAAAAUCAAAUUUCAUCGUCUUAAAAAUAGUACUUUUUCAAAAAAAUUCACAAGCUUUCAUAUUUUUACAUAUAAUAGUUACAAACAGCUACACGAGCUACAAAAUCUAGCCAUAUUGAACACACGACAUUACAUUGAACAUGAAGGUUCCGAUGCGCAAAUUAGGAGUGUGCCAACCACCCCCAACACAACAACAUUUCCAACCAGUCUCUCCAAGACUAAGCUAUUCUUGUAAAAAUACGGUUCUUUAUACAGCUCUUUAACCUGGUGAGAACAUUAUAAGUAAGAAAGAACUUAGGUCAAUUGAUAAGCGCGAGAAAAUUGCCAAAAUCUUAAGACAAAUAUUAGAAAGAACCAGUCCUAGCCAGUGUGUUGACUUUUUUCGUCCGACAAAGAGAUGUGAGGAACGACUCCCUGUAAAGUUAGUUCUAACCUUGAACAAAUUGAAAGCUAAAAGGUGAAUUUUGAUUAUGUCCUAGAUAAUAUAAUAAGAAUAUGUCAUUUGAUAUGAUUUUAAAGGCUUUGGCGAGUCGGCCCAUUUGUAUGCGAGUUGGUCCAACUUGUCCUGACCCCUCCUGACUCAUCCCCCCAGUCUCUCUUGCUCUAGAAAAUGAAUUGAAGAGGGUGAAUUUCAGCGCGUACAUUAAUUUCACAUCUAUACGUGUGAUUGGCUGUGCUUGGAGUGUUGGGAUUUAAAUACUUGUAAUUUUAAAUAAUUAUUUUUCGUCCCAUCUGACACAUUGAUCAGUGAUCUGACUGUCCAUCAGACACUCGGUACCAUUUUGUUUUUGCCUCCUAUUUCUUGCCAGGGCGCGAAACUUCUUCUUCUGUUUUUAAUCUUACUUGUACCAAACUUUUUCUAAUCAAGUUACCAGGGAACAAAAGACACUUGAUAUGGAAGGGAAAAUAUCAAAGUAUCCAAAGUUUGAAGAACUGAUGGAGAUGCUGGGGUCUGUUGUUAAUGAAGAUUGCAUUUCAAGAGAUGCUGCUGAAGAUUUGAAUGAGGCAACAAACCAGUUACAAGAAGUAAAGAAGGUGUAUUUUCAAAGAGAAAUGAUUUUGAAUAUCAUUAAAGACAUUUUAUUGGAUAAAUUUGUUAAAAGAGAAGAAGGAAAGAUAAAUCCAGAAGAUAAGCAGGCAUAUGCUGUACUUGAAGAGUCUGUUAGGACUGCAGAAGCAAUUCAUUUCAUCAAGAUGUGCUGGACAGAUGAUAAACCCUACAACAGUAAUUUAUUUGGCUUGACAGAUGCUAAAUUGAAUAACAGAGCUAAGAAAAAGCAGAAAGUCAAGCAUACGAUUCAACAGUAUUUCAUACCUGAUAUAGAGCAAAGGUUAAAACAAAAAUGCAUGGAUUUGAUUAGGCUAUGGGACUCAAAUACAGAAUCUGAAAGUGAUGGAUUGGCGCUUGCGAAAGCUGGCAACCUUCCUGUUUUGGUUGAAAAGGAAUUGAGUAGGAUAUCAGGCGAGGAGAAAAAGAUCAGGAAAGAGAAGGCAAUUCAUCAAGAGUUACUGCUUCGCUAUAAAGAGGCAUUGAAAGAUUGCAUCGAAAAUCUAGAAGGACUUUUGAAAACGCGAAUAUUGGAAUCAAGUGCAGAAAGCACAAGAACUACCGUAGAAUGGCUUGGAACGAAAUGCGAGGCAAUGCAGCUAAAAAUCAAAGUAUUACAAUUACAACUGCUAAAGGAUACCUAUAAUCCAGAUACAAUUCCUGCGUUAAGACAAAUAAGAGACUCUUUGAACACAGCCCUCAAAGAUAGUAAGAAGGAGUUGAUAAAACUCGAACAAACCCUCAAAGUUUAUGAGUCGAUUGGUUCUGGAUUCGAUUCUCUGGUCAAGGAGUAUGCUCAGCUGACUGCCGAGAUUGACAACCGAAAAUGGGCCUUGUCAGAACUUAAAAGAGCCCAGGGACAUGAGAAUCGUUGAGAUGCAAGAUUUCCUUACGGCUAGCAUGUGCUUCUUUUGGGUGUCAGCGAAAUGCCACUUUUCCGUGCAACAUGUGGAUAGGAACCUUGCUGCAUUUGGAUAGGAACUUGUCAAGCUGUUCCAGCCCAAAUUCCAAAGCCGCUUGUACUCUGUAGCAAAACCCUUGAUCUGCAUCGCCAACUCUUGAUUUCACUGUUGAUAAAAAAUAAGAUAUGUUCUUCAUAUAAAAUAAACAACUUUGAACAUAUGCAUAUUCAGCAUCGUUUUUUUACCCCUUGAAAUUAUAGCAAUGGAUAUUGGUUUAGUCCGGUUACCUCCUCGGGAACUCGAUCGUCUCGAGGUCUAAAAUCAACAACCUUCGCUGGACCUUGAUUGUCCUUCUUCAUAUUAAUAUCUCAAAAAAGUAUACAUUUCUCGAUGGUAUGUUUCUAGCACCAGGCUAUUGUCUCUCGCAGAAGUAUUCUAUAGGAAAAUAGAUGCUAUCGGUUUUGAGAAAUCUUUUUGGAGAUUAAGCAAUGCGAUCUUAAGAGCGGGCAAUGAAAACGCUUGCCCUAAGGCACGCAGUUGUUAUUUAAUAUUUUUAUGAAAAAAGAUAAUCAGAAUAUGACCAGACGUUUAUUUUGAAUUUUGCUUUCUACUACUAACCCUUAAAAGAGUUUAACAAACAGUCGGCAUUACAACCCAAAAUUGAAGCCACUCUAGCGAGUUUGCUAAUCAAUAAGAUCUUUUGGUCACCUUUCAAAGUGUAAUUAUUUAAACAUAUAGUACUGUUUGCAUUAUUGAAGGUUGUUCUGCUUUUAGUGCAAUUUACAAUGCCAAAGUAACUUAGUUUCGUUAAGCUUUUCACUUAUCAGUUGGCAUUGACUGCAACAGCGCCUUCAACCUCUCUUCUGUCGCCAUGCGCAACUUUUUUUACUCAAACAACGCAAUAUGUUGUUACCCUAAUCAGCAUUUUUUAGUUAAUACAGGUGCUAUAUGCAGCCUUUGCCUUUGUGAGCUGCACGUGGUCCGGAUUUCGCUGUAUGAAAUGCUCUGUAAAUUUUGACGACCCGCACAGUCACUGUGAAACAGUCUAGGUAUGAACUCCAAUUUAGCUUUGGAUUAGGGAUAAAAGUCCAGGCUGCUUUCUUACUAUAGUAAAGUUCUUUAAAGUGCACUAUGUAGGUAAGCAACCAAAGUAGGCCCUCAUUAGGUGCAAUUCUCUCUUACAGAGAAAACGUACAAAAUUUCCAGCAAAGCAAAACAAUUUCUACAGAUACAACAGUAGGAUUUCAACGAAAAUUUUAAUAAGAAUGUACUUUUGAAGAAAAAAGUGAAUUGUUAUACUUCCUAGCAAGCCUUGCUACAUUCUUAUCCACUGACCUUUACUAGGUUUUAAAUGAAAUAUAGCAGCUAUGAUUCAAAAGAGAUAGCUGCUGUAUUUGCGUGUUUUAUUCUAUCUUUACCUGUGAUGUGUGCCCAUUUCAGUUUACUUCACCUAUAAUGAUAGAAAUUUGCGUUUGUAUUUGUAUUUUUUGCUACCUAGCAUCCGAUGAAAGUUUUUUUAGGAAACUGAGAAGCUUAUGCUUAUCGAGCAGUGUCCUGGUCCUUCCUCUCGAUGUGACCAUACCUUGUGAUUCCUACGCCUGGAAUUACAGAGAGCUGGCGACUCUCCUCACUCUGGGUGAAAGUUUGGUCAUGUCAGGGACUCGAACCACGGUCCCUUGGGUCUGUAGUCAGCGCCUCUAACAACUGAGCCAUCCUUUCACUUUUAACGGCCCAACUGCUCAAUAUCCCAGAAAUUUGAAGAUUAUAAGAGCUAGAAGUUUUCUUAAUUUGGUCAAUUCUUUGUAUUUGCUGCUAUUGCUUUUGUUAUUUUCCUAGUUGAUUUCGUAGCUGUUGUUGUUGGUGUUGUAGCUGUUGUUGUUAUUGUUGUUGUUGUUGUCGUCGUUGUUUUGAUAUUUUUCCUUGAUUCACCGGUGAUCCUUCCAACUUCUACCCAAACCAACCAUUUUGGUUUAUCCAUCAGCUCAUAAUUAUUUCUUAAAAACGAUCUUCUCUAUGGUAAUACUAACCGCAUGAUUAAAUAUUCAGCAUUGAUGCAGCAGUUUGUAGUUACUGAAUUCUAUGCCACAAACGGUAUUUCAAGUAAAAUUUACUUAGCUAGACGCGAUGAAUAGAAUAUGACAAAACAGCGUUAAUCUUCUAGAAAAAUACCGCAAACACGUAUUUUACUUGGCUCUAAUUCACGUCAAGCGCAUAUUUUUAGACUUUGCUUGCUUUGAAUUUGCGUCUGAGCGCAGGUGAUUUUCUUAUUAACAGCGAGCAAAGAUAAUAUGAUAACUACGAAUCACUUCUUGCCUAACAUACCCAUUUCUGUAUGCAAUGCAAAUUCAUUUUGUCUCUUUUGAUUAUAAGCUCCUAUAAUCCUCUUUGUUUAAAUGUAUUUCAUACAGAGUUAAGAAGCUCAUUCCUGCCCUGUAUGCCGUUGGAGAUAUGCAUUAGGUUUCCAGAUUACUUUACAGUUUUCAAGCUUUGUUGUUAGGCCCUGGAAAAUCUAUACUGGGUCAAGAUUAACAACGAGCCAGUGCUUAUCAUUUCGUGAGCAUUACACAGUACCGUCUGUUGAUGAGUUUCUAGGUUACAAAAUUCUAAGUUCUGCAGAGUCUAGCCCUAUGUAUCCUUUAGAUGUUAACGUUUUCUGAAGGUGUACCAAAAUGAAGGAAACAAGUGUCUUGACCUUAACAUGCUUUACCAAGAAAGUAUAAAUCUCUCGUGCCUUGCUGUCUUGGAAAAUGUUACAUUUCAACGGUUUUUUAUGAAUUAGAAUAUUCUUAUGUAAGUAGACGAAAAUAUCUGCACAAAAUGAAAUCCGUUGUUGGUUCUUCGGGACUUUUUUGAGGCAGGAUCAUGUUAUAAGUUCAGGGAAAAUGAAGUAGAACUUAUUCGCUCUAUUCAUUUUUAUUAUGCUGCAAUCAGCAUCAAGACUUGGUCCCCAAAACCCAAAUAUCUACUUGCAAGUGAGCUUACUUAAGUAUUUUUAAUACAGCGUGAUUUCAAGGACCUGUAUGUCCCUCAUCCAUAUAUCUGUUUCUCAGCGCAAGGAGUGUCUUAUCUAUCUUUUUAUCAUUCAAUUCGAUCGGACUUAUCGCAAUUUUCCCACCUUUAAGAACCUUAAAAAUACAUAACAUACGUCAAUGAUUCCUUAUAUUUUAAUCGUCCAUGUGGUUGAAGAGCUUCCUCCAUUUCUCAACGUUUACCUUGUAGGAAAACUCAUGUAUUCGAUGAAUCGUUACAGAUAUUUCGAUAAGGUGUCUCACUGUCCAGAUAACAUUACGGUUCCACGGCUGUGAGCCGGAGGUAGCUUAACUAAUGAGACGGCAGUUUUGAGGAGGGCUAAUGCAUAACUUGACAAGUGUAUAUAAAAUACGAUGAAUUUUGCUUAAAUUUUUCUGAAAAAGUACCAAAGAUGACUAUUCUUGAAUUUUAUUUCUAUUGAAUUUUUAAUCCAAAGAUAGAAAGGAAGUCUUGAUUAAGGCAAAUAGGGCGAAUUUUCAUCCAGAGGAAGAUUAAGGGGUUUUCUGAACUCUUGUGUCAAAAUACAUCGAAGAUGCUGUGACAGAUUGAAUUUUGCCGAAGAAAGAGAUGAAGUUUAUGAAGUGUACUCUUCCGUUGAAGUUUGGAGUAAGAUUUAGAAAAACGAGAAUAAUCAAUUGUGUAUCGUGUAUGUUGAGAAUUAAACUAAACGAAAUCUGCAGUUUGGUUAAACUAGAGAAAAUUGCUGCCACCGUCAUUGAUUACACAAAAUUACAACUAAGGUGUUUCCAUUAAGUUUACAGAAAUAACUGAGUCCAAGACAACUUAUCAGACAUUUUGAUUAAAAUUUUUGAGUGUGUGUGAUUUUCAGGAGAAAUUCAAAGCAGAGUAGCCAGUAGAAUAACGGUUGUCUACUGCGAAGUAGAGACGAGGCUGUUGCGAUAGCAUUGCAUGUUAUGGAAAAAGCCAAUGGGAGAAUUUCUUCCUAGAGUUUGCUUUAAACUUAGAUUCUUAUACUAUGAAUAGGUCUUGGAACGUCUUGCUUAGAGGAAAUUUGUUGGCCUAAUCUCGGCCAUUGGAAAUUGUUCAGCGCCAUUUAUUAAGGUUUUUUGUUUCUAUUAAUACUUAGGCAAAAAAACAAGAAGUUCACUCUUUGUACUACCGUUGAUUUAGAAAACAAAAAUUAAGCACAGGAGAUGUAGUGCAGAUGAUGGAGAAGGGAAAUGCAAUCAACUUUAAUUUUAUAAAAUUUUGCUGUUAGCAUCAAGACAUUAUUUAGUGCUUCAAUUAUUUAUAGUCUGCUUAUAAGGUUUGUCGAGUCUCUUCAUCAUAACUGUAGCUAUCUUUUUAAUAUCCGUAUGAAAACCAAUCAUUUAUUGUUCCCUAUGCCUUUGUAAAAUAAAACAGCUAGUCCAAUUUCCCUAUUUUUAUGCUGGAAAUAUUUGAUUCUCGGAUUCUUUGUGUGUUACACAAAAUGCAUUUUAAUUGAAUUUUGCACAAGUUACGUUAAAACAGCCAACAAGUAGGAACACGAAAUAAAAAUUUCGUUCAAGGUGGAUAUUUCGCUGAAAAAUUAAUUAACAGAACGUAUUAAUAGACUUUGUGGAUGGAGUGAGUAAAAUAUUCGUAAUGAGUAUGGAUAGAGUGAGCAAAAUAUUCGCAACGAGUUCGUUUUCACCUUAGGACUCAAUUGGUAACAUUCUCAAUAGGCAAGCGGCACUGAUUGGGCAACCUCAAUAUUCAUGUGCUCGUGUUUCUGAUUGGCGUAGAGUUUUCGAAGUUUCCGAUUUCCUAGCGUAGAGUUUUCGAUCUAUGUUCUGACGUUUUAUACUCUGAAGAGUGCUUAUUUCAAAGCCAAUUAUAAUGCUUUCUAUGCAGCCGAAAUAUUCGAAAAAUCUGCUGUGUUGCGACUAACGAUCUAGUGCUUUAGGAGCUUUGCGGACUUUUGGGGGCUUUAGGACCCUAGCUUCGCCUGUUAAUGAAAAGACGACCAGUUUUUUCACUUUAUUAUUCAAUUUUCAUACCAAGCUUGAUUUUUUUCGAAACCACUUGUUCUUUACAUUGCCACCAGGAAGGCUGAAAUGUUCAGCAAGAAUUGCAUGUAUAUUCUUUUUCAUUGACAAAGAAUGACCUUGUCGACAAUUGAGCACAGUUUAAGGUUUGUUUCGACUUGCGUCCUUUGUUACUGAAUACGACUCCGCAUAUGUUGCUGUCUGUUGUGCGGUGAAUUCUAUUUCUAUAGUUGAAUCGCAUUGUAAUUUACAGAGUCAAUUUUCGUCUGACAUCGCCAAUGACCUGACCACCAUUAACAAUCUAACGUAAAAUGCUUGUUUAUUUGAUGCAUGCGAAACAAGCAGGUAGAUACUUGGGCAACAAAUGGAACAAAUAACUUAAAUAACUGGUUAAUAUUUCGGCUGUAUUUCAUAUUCUCUCUUUCAUGGUGGUGUUCAGCCUGAUGACUAAAGAAAAUUUUCUUUAUUUAAUCACAAACCCUUUUAUUUUAAAUUGGUUGAAAUGGCAAUAGUUAAUUCGAUUUGAGGUUUUAAAUUGUGUCAUUCGUGGUUAUUUUAAAUGACUGGUUAGAUUUGCAAAAGCACGUGCUUUCGAGGCUUUUACUGUAGCCAUUCAGAGUUUAGCAAACCGUUGAUUCUGGCUUCAUUGUGCAAUUCUUACUGGAAUGAAUAUGAUUUCCAACUUUUUAUAAAACCACAGAGGAUAGCAAAGAAAAGACCGGAUAAAUUUCUUUGAUUGCCUGGAAAGCUGGCCUAAUUACACAGGUUUAGGUGAAAGAGUCGAUAUUAAAUGACAAAAUUGAAAGCCCACAUAUUUUUUUUAUUUCGAUCUUAUAAGAUUUCUUCGGGGUUCAAAGAAUUUUGUGGAAAUUCAAAAUACGUAUGGCUUACCCAUUAAAAUGGCCAGCGGUUUUGUAGAUGGGUCACAAACCAUGGUUCUACUAAUUUUCAAGUGUUGAGAUAACGGAUCCAA